This is a messenger RNA of Mauremys mutica (yellowpond turtle), 3217 nucleotides long. RefSeq names its product kelch domain containing 4 (gene KLHDC4). The transcript is spliced from 13 exons. The record is from RefSeq and is a predicted model, not a curated record. Gene Ontology annotation, molecular function: protein binding. Lineage: Eukaryota; Metazoa; Chordata; Testudines; Geoemydidae. Bases 1571 to 2782 code for a protein of 403 amino acids.
UUGUUCUUAGAAAGUAUGAUAGGAGGAGUGGAUGGCUCAUUUGUCCUGUAGAACAUCUCCCUGCUAGGUCACCUAUUCCAAUCCAACCUGGGUUGGUAGUGACACAUCUGAUAGCUGUUGAGGGGAACUCUGUGCAGUGGGUUGGUAGGUCUCAGACCAUUCCUAGUGGAUAGGUGAACAACUCAUGGGCCAGGGAAUCUGAGCUCCGCUCCUCCAGAUCAGGGUUGAGGUGCUUUGGCAGGACAGCGAGGGGAAAUUUGCACUGCCACCGCGUGCGCAGUCAGUACCUCUUCUGCGUACGGCGCACCUCAGGCAAUCUGACACCUUUCACUAGUGCUAGAUUUUCUUUUUUUUUUUAGGGUUUAGUGUUCUUCGGACCAGCCACAUGGGGAACCAGGCUUGAAUUUCUUGACUUGGGUUCUAGCCCCCUUGGCUGGCAGGGACUUUAAGUGCCAUGUAGCCAACUGCAGAAUUAUCAGGGGUGGGAGGAGAGAGGGUUUUUCAUCCCUCCCCCACCCCAAGCUGAAGUAAAUUAGUAGCUGUGCUGAAGUCACAAAAAGUUCAGAUCUGGCUCCAAACCUCCCCAGAGUUUUGGCGUUGCUUGGUUUGCACCCAUCUCUGCACUAGCUUCAGGGGUGAAGAAGAGAUGAAAAUGGAUUUCCUCUUGUUUAACCUUUGUGUGUGUAUAGAAGGAUUUUCACAUUGGGGAGUUAAUUUUUUUAACAAGUCUUAAUUAAAACCUGCUUGCUUCUCUUUAAUAACUUUCCUUCCUGACAUUGAAGUGAAGUGAAGAGUUUUCUCUCGUGUCAGUCUGUGUGCUCCUGCAGUGAAAUCACAACACUGCGUUAUGACAUCACCAUUGUUUCUAUGGCAAUAACUCUAUCAUCAAAACAACUGCUGCAUCACCACAGGAUGAUGCAGGAGGAGUAUCUGGUAGACCAAGGUUGAAAUCUCAUUCUGAGUUUUCCCAGUGUGCAAGUUCAUCUUUCAGGGACCAGACUGAUUGUCUUGGAAGGGAAUCCCAGGUAGUCCUCUUCAUCCAGAGGAUGGUGGCCUAGAUAUCAGUUACACAAAUGCUGAAACAGCUGCCUUGUGCUAAGACUUCGGUUUCAACUACCAGUUGUGCUACAGAAUUGCUCACCAGCAAAGGAGGAUCUUGAAGCCCUGAUAGCAGAAUUCCAGACAUUAGAUGCUAAAAAGACCCAGAUCAUUGAGACAGCCUGUCCCCCACCCUCACCAAGGCUGAACGCCUCCUUGUCUGCUCAUCCCGAGAGAGACGAAUUGAUCCUUUUUGGAGACAUUCCUGUAUAAUGAGCUGUACAUUUACAACAUCCGGAAGAACAGCUGGAGUAAAGUAGAUAUCCCAAAUCCUCCUCCCAGGCGCUGUGCACAUCAGGUUGCAGUGGUGCCCCAGGGUGGUGGACAGCUAUGGGUAUUCGGUGGAGAGUUUGCCUCUCCUGACGGAGAGCAGUUUUACCACUACAAGGAUCUCUGGGUCCUGCAUUUGGCCACCAAGACUUGGGAGCAAAUCAAGGUAACAGGGGGGCCCUCGGGAAGAAGUGGACACCGAAUGGUAGCCUGCAAGAGACAGUUAAUCGUCUUUGGAGGAUUCCAUGAGAGUGCCAGAGACUACGUGUAUUACAACGAUGUGUAUGCCUUCAACCUGGACACUUUCACAUGGACCAAGCUGUCUCCAUCAGGGACUGGCCCUGCUCCAAGGUCUGGCUGCCAAAUGGCUACCACUCCAGAGGGCAAUAUAAUCAUCUAUGGUGGCUACUCCAAACAGAGAAUUAAGAAAGAUGUUGACAAAGGCACCCUGCACACGGACAUGUUCCUGCUGAAGGCUGAAGGCGUGGGCAAGGAGGAAGACAAGUGGGUUUGGAAUCGGCUUAGCCCGUCAGGUGUGAAACCAACUCCCAGGUCUGGCUUCUCUGUGGCAAUAGGCCCCAAUAACCGAUCCCUUCUCUUCGGAGGUGUGCAUGACGAAGAAGAGGAAGAGCGCAUUGAAGGAGACUUCUUCAGUGAUAUUUAUUUCUAUGAUAUGGGAAAGAACCGCUGGUUUCUUGGACAACUAAAGGGACCUAAGUCUGAGAAGAAGAAACGUAGGCGAGGCAAAAAGACUGAGGCAGAGGGUGCCGGGGAUGGAGAGGCAGAGGGCCAGCCCCUUCAGGGCCCCGUGGAGAUUGUCAAAGAGGUGGUGGCAGAGGAUGGGACCGUCAUGACGAUCAAGCAGGUGGUCUCUGCCCCUGAAGUGGAGCCGGAGAGGUCCGAAUCAGAAGACGAAGAAGAGGCCGGUGAUGAAGCCUCCGGCGAGCAGGUGGAGCCGUGCCCACGUUCAAACGCUAUGCUGGCAGUGAAGCAUGGGGUUCUCUACGUCUACGGGGGGAUGUUCGAAGUGGGCGACCGCCAGUUCACCCUCAACGACCUCUAUAGCAUCGACCUCCACAAGAUGGAGGAGUGGAAGGUCCUGGUGGAGAUGGAUCCAAAAACUCAAGAAUGGCUGGAAGAGUCCGAGUCCGAUGAGGAGGGGGAUGAUGUGGAAGGUGCAGAGGGAGGUGAGGAGGAGGAGGAGGAGGGCUCUGAUGAAGAGAGUGAAGAUGAUGAAGAAGAGGAGCAGCACCCAUCUGUUCAGCUUGAUGAGAAAUACACAGACUAUCUGCCCAGGACUGAGCAAUACUGGAUUAAACUAGCCCGCCACAAUAUGGGCCCUGAUGCGAAGGAGAAGAAGGUGGCGAAAUUGGCACAUGCAAUGGCAAAGACUUUUUAUGAAGGUUCGGUCUAGAUGCACGUGCUGCUGAGAAUGAGCAGUGUGGGUGCAGACACCUCACUGGGACAAUGGCCAAUUGAACCAACCAUCUAAACCUGAUGAACCUCUUACCUGGUAUGUACUGUAGGUUCUGAAGGUCCCUGGCUGCUACGCACUAAUGUCUCGGGCAGUCCAAGGUUGGCGUGCCUCUCUGCUAACAGUAUAUUUCUGCCAUUAUCACCCUGUAAACAGGCCUUCGUAAACAGGAUUGCUGGCCAGGAAUGUGUUCUGCUGAGAUUUGAAUACACAUUGUAAUUUUGUUGACAGCUGUUUAAGUUGGCUGAAGAGAGACUGCUUAAUAGAAUCAGAACAUCACUUGAGGUUCCUAGUCCCAAAUGUCCUUCAUCUGGCCAGGGGCUGGGUAUGGUUUUUUUCUAAGUGCUUUCAUAAUAAAGUUGUUUGGUUGAGUCA